Anarrhichthys ocellatus (wolf-eel) is the source of this 2691-nucleotide messenger RNA. RefSeq names its product F-box and WD repeat domain containing 10 (gene fbxw10). The record is from RefSeq and is a predicted model, not a curated record. Gene Ontology annotation, molecular function: protein binding. Lineage: Eukaryota; Metazoa; Chordata; Actinopteri; Perciformes; Anarhichadidae.
AUGGAGAAGAAGUCCUAUAAGUGUGGUAGAAGUGUGUCUGCGUGCGAGCUGGACCGCAAAACGACGCACGGAUGUCCCUACAUGUGCGGGAUGUGUCCAGUUUGCGCCUUUGCUCCGACACCACCGGCUUCUACCCGGUGUGUGUGGAAGGCGUCGGAUGAAUUCAAGAGGAGGUUCGUGGUGGAGCUGCUGUUGCGGUGCAGAAACAACAAAGUCCUCGAAGGCAUCCACGGUGUGCUGUGCGUAACAACGUCGUGGACUUUAUCCACUUACGCGAGGUCACGGAGCCCGACUUCGCCUAGGGAUUACCCCCUCCGCGGUGCAGACCGUCCGCCGGACGGGAAACCACUCGGCAUGGACCUGAAUGAGGUCUGGGACUGGUUCAACAGCAGCCCCGACUGGAUUCAAUCACGUUAUCUUUGCCGUUUGUUUUCCCUCUGCGACUCCGAACUAUUACGCAUGGUGACUAAUUUAACCAGCGUGCUUCUGGUCAGACAAAAACGAGGGUUUCUGCAAUCUAACGUGAGUAGUGUCAAUACCAGUCAGCAUGAUGAGACAAGUGAUGGAGACUCAGAGGACCCUGCUCUGAUGGUGGUGCCCGGAUCCUCGAAAUCUGUGUCUGGAGUCAGCCGGCACAGAGACUUCAUAGGCUGCCUACCGGUGGAUCUGUCCAAGAGGAUAUUAGGUCUGUUAGAUGAGCACACUUUGAGACGCUGCCUGAAGGUUUGUGGAUGCUGGAAGCUUCUCGCUCAGGAAACCGUGGAGGAAAUCAAGUUCAGACGUCUUUUUCAGGAACAAAUUAAGGCAACGAUGAAGGUGUCAUUUAGGAAUAUGGGUAUUUAAAUCGUGCAUUCAGGAGUUGUACAUUUAAAAGUGUGCAAAGUUGCUGUAGUUUUUGGUUAAUUACAUCUUUCUGUUCUAGAGGUACAAAAGUAUAAACAAAGUAAAUCCUACUCUAAACCCUGCACAUCGGAAUGAAAACACGACUGACGUCAUCGGGUUGUGUUUGGGUUCGACAGAGAAGACCCACAUCGGGUGGUGGACUACAGAGGAGGACCGCUUAUGGCGACGGGCUCCAAGGACCGCGUGGUGCGUCUGCUUCACGUGGCGUCGGAGACAAAAGUCGUGUCGGAGGUGAUGGGCCACGUCGGCAGCAUCCAGGCCACGCUGCUCUGCGAGGAAAGAGGCCUGCUGAUAACGACGAGCUGGGAUGUGAGUAUCAGGUGUUGGAGUUUGAAGACGGACAGGUGUGAGAUGAUGCUGUACGGUCACACUGGCUCCGUCAACUGUCUGGACGUCCACGCUGACAGACUCGUCUCCGGGGCUAAAGACUGUAAGGUCAAAGUGUGGAGUCUAAACACAGGGAAGGAUUUUGCGGAUUUUCAUUUCAAGCACCGCAGUCCCGUCCAGUGUGUGCGGAUCAACAGGAGAACGGUGUACAGCAGCUGUGUCCGGGGCCUCGUCAGAGUGUGGGACAUGGAGAACGCGUCGCUGCUCAGGGUGAUCGAUGCCCACAGGAGCUCAGUGAAGUGCCUGUUUGUCGACGAAAGGCACUUUUUAUCCGGGGACUUCAGCGGUCAGGUCAUGGCCUGGAGCGUCAGCUGCGACGCUAAAGAGUGUCUCAUGACCUUCAACCACCCAAACGAGGUGAAAUCUCUGACUCUUGUUUACCUCCGUGUCAUUACUGGCUGUGUGGAUGGAAAGAUUCGCAUUUUUAAUUUCCUCACCGGAGAUUGUCUGAGAGACAUCACGGUAGAGGCUGAAACAGGCUGAAUACUGUCUCUGCACUUCCAUGACAACCGUAUACUAGUGAACGCGCCGUCCAGUGUGAAGCUCUACCAGUUUGCCAAAGUGUUCUGGGAUUACACAGAGCCACCAGAGGGAGGCCAGGGCGAUGUGGAGGCUCAGGUCGGUUCGGUUCCUGAGGGUUCCUUCGUCUCCGUCCGGGCCGAUCGCAGCCAAAAGAUGCACUGUAGCUAUGACAAGAAACCAGAGGGAGCCGAGCCGCACUACCACACCUGCUUGCAAGCCAGAGAGCGCUGUGAGUCUGCUAAACUGUCACUGAUGCUGAGUGAGAAGGCAACGAGUGAGCGGAUGACGAGGAGGGGGCUUCAUCGUCCCCCGACAUGCGACUCCAUCCUCCUCCGGGUCAACGCCAUGCAGAAGGCGCGGUGCACGGACGAAGCCGGCGUCAACAUGGAGCGAAACGCCGGGCUGCGAGACUCCUGGGGCCCUCGCUCGUCUCAGGAUCCUCUGCAGACUCGGACGUGGAUCACACGUGAUGUUCAUCCCACAAGGGCCAAGACCCGCGUUCCAAUUUUAAAGAGAGAUGCCGGUCAAAAUAUGACAAAAGCGAUCAAAGGGAAAGACGUCCGCACGGCCCCCGACGCCACGACGAGACGCCAUUUUUGAGCAAUCGAGAGAGUGAGCGGAUUCACUGCAGGGGCCUCAGAGGGGCCACGGGCUCCUGAGUGCGCGCUCAUGAGGCCGCCGCAUGAUCCAGAACGCUGCGUGAAAACUGGCAGCAGCAGCUUGCCCAGGAUCAGCCCAGUGGGUCCGUUUAGAGAGCACAGAGGACUCUGGCUGCUCACAGGGACCCAGCUGGAAGAGUGUUGGGUCAACAAGGAUCUCACGCAGGACUGGGCGCAAAAACUGUCCACGAGGAAUAAGAAGCAGGAGAAAAAAACGUGA